Molecule: messenger RNA, 1565 nt
Organism: Nelumbo nucifera (sacred lotus)
Lineage: Eukaryota; Viridiplantae; Streptophyta; Magnoliopsida; Proteales; Nelumbonaceae
Product: patatin-like protein 2
Biological process (GO): lipid metabolic process
Molecular function (GO): monoacylglycerol lipase activity; glycerophospholipase activity
Source: RefSeq, a predicted model, not a curated record
UUCAUGACAUAAACAAUUUCCUACCUCUUUUUCUUACCACACUACAAGGUCUUCAGCACAAACAAUUUGGCACAACCUCUCUCUCUCUCUCUCUCUCUCUCACAAUAUUCCCCCCGGCCUAUUUUGAUUAAUUAUCUCCUAAGUUCCUGAUGGAAAGAACAAAAUCAAGCCUACAGCCUCCAACAUAUGGAAACCUAAUCACCAUUCUUAGCAUUGAUGGAGGAGGAAUAAGAGGGAUAAUCCCAGGAAUUAUACUUGGCUACUUGGAGUCACAACUUCAGGAACUUGACGGUAAGGAUGCAAGACUUGCAGACUAUUUUGAUGUAAUUGCAGGGACAAGCACAGGUGGACUAGUGACUGCGAUGCUAACUGCACCAAAUGAGAAGAACCGCCCUUUGUUUUCUGCAGAAGAUAUCAAGGCCUUCUACCUUGAACAAUGCCCUAGAAUUUUUCCACAGCUGAGUUGCCCAUUGGCUCCCGCUGCAAAGGUGAUGAAAGCCCUAAUAGGACCAAAAUACGAUGGAAAGUAUCUCCAUAGAGUCGUCAAGGAGAAACUAGAAACCACGCGACUACACCAGACAUUGACCAACGUGGUUGUCCCAACGUUCGACAUCAAAAACCUUCAGCCAACUAUCUUCUCUAGCUAUGAGGUGAAAAGCAAACCAUCUUUGGAUGCUUUCCUCUCAGACAUAUGCAUCAGUACUUCUGCAGCCCCAACUUAUCUACCUGCCCACUAUUUUCAAACCCAAGAUCCCGAUGGAAAAGUGAGAGAAUUCAACCUUAUUGAUGGUGGUGUGGCCGCUAACAACCCGACUCUGGUUGCUAUGAGAGAAGUGACGAAGGAGAUAACCAAGGGAAGCCCAGAUUUCUUCCCCAUAAAACCAAUGGAUUAUGGAAGAUUUCUGGUUAUAUCUUUGGGCACUGGUGCACCUAAGGCCGCAGAGAAAUACAGUGCGCAUCAAGCAGCAAAAUGGGGUGUCAUGGGGUGGUUGCUGGAAGGUGGCUCCACCCCGUUAGUGGAUGUAUUCACGCAUGCAAGCGGAGACAUGGUGGACUUACACAUUUCAGUAGUUUUUCAGGCCCUUCGCUCUGAAGAUAAUUACCUCCGCAUUCAGGACGAUACGUUGGGAAGUACUGUAUCUUCAGUUGAUGUCGCCACCAAGGAAAACUUGGACAACCUCGUAAAAGUCGGUGAAGCUUUGCUGAAAAAUCCGGUUUCCAGGGUUAAUUUGGACACUGGUAUAUAUGAGCCUUCUAAAACCAAAGGCACAAAUGAGGAGGAACUCAGAAGGUUUGCCAAACUACUCUCAGACGAGAAGAGGCUUCGAGAUGCAACAUCACCCCACCAAAAUAUCGUAAAACUAUAAUGGAUGAUAUUGAUCUGGAAAUUGCAUUCAAUCAAUAAACUCACUGAACAAUCCACUUGGAAGUACUUGUGGCACUAUACUAUGCUAAUUGCAGUUAAUUAGUCUUUAUUUUGUAUGUAUUUCAUAUUGGAAUUUAUGUUGUGCGAAUAAAUACAAGGCGGAUGCCAAUUGCAAGCCCAGCUGCCUUGUUACAAUUAA